AUGGAGCGAGUCUCCGCCGUCGCCUCUGUCAAGUCUAGUGAGAACGGCGCCGAGUUUCAUGUUAAAGAUGCGGCAGAUGCCGACAUCGCUGAGGCCAGGCAAAUUGCAGCUCAGUGGGUGGAUGGCAAGCCAGAGGAGAGGAGACUUGUGCGCAAGCUUGACUGGCGCAUCCUUCCGUGCACUUGGGUGCUCUAUCUCCUUGGCUAUCUUGACCGAGCCAACAUUAGCAAUGCCAAAACUGGCGGUUUAGAGGAUGACUUUGGUCUCUCUUCUUCUCAAUACUCCAUCAUUGUGAUCAUGUUCUUCGUGUCCUACCUCAUUUUUGAGGUCCCAGCCAACAUGAUUUUGACUCGUGUCAGGCCCAGCGUGUUUCUUCCUGGAUUGGGUCUCAUAUGGGGGACAUUAGCCGCACUUAUGGGAGCGACGCAGAACUGGGCGCAACUUACCGGCAUGCGAUUCCUACUUGGUAUUGCCGAGGCCGGUUUCGCGCCAGGAUGUGCUUUCUUCCUUUCAUCAUGGUAUCGGCGAUAUGAAUUAGCAACGCGAUAUGCUGUGCUAUACACCUCAGUACCAAUUGCUGGAGCAAUUUCUGGCCUCCUUGCGGGUAUAAUCACUAGUCAUAUGGAUGGAGUAUCUGGUCUACCGGGCUGGAGAUGGCUCUUUAUUCUUGAGGGGAUUGGGUCAGUCAGCGCAGCCAUCGCCAUUUACUUUCUCAUGCCCGACUACCCCUCAAACAGCAAGCGGUUCUUGACCGAAGAGGAGAGCAUACUUGCCUGUAACAGGUUGGCAGCUGACGGUAUCGACCUAACCCAAGGUAACGGAGCUGAGAAUAUUCCUCACUGGGUCGCGUUCAAGAUGACGUGCAGCGACUGGAGAGUGUGGGCUCAAUGCCUGCUCUUCGUCCUCGUGACUGGAGCCCAGACGAUGCAGUACUUUAUUCCUACACUCGUAAAAAGCUUCGGAUGGACUGGGCCGUCUGGUCAAUACCAUACCAUUCCUGCUUACAUGGCCGCCCUGGUCUACGUAGUUGCAUGCUGCUGGUUGGCAGACAGGUACCAGCGCAAGUGGCAGUUUAUCGCCGGCCUGUCUGGCCUCGGCUGCGUCUUAUUCAUUGCCGUGACUACGGUCCAAGACAGGAUGGCCCAGUACGUACUCACCAUCUUCGCCUUCGGCACAAUAUACGGCUGCUCUCCAUUGGUGAAGACGUGGGUGUCAGAUGUCAUUCCCCAGCCUGCGGCAAAGCGAGCUAUUGCUAUUGCUCUCAUUAAUGCAAUUGGCAAUGCUUCAUCCAUCUACUCAUCCUGGUUAUGGCCGGAUAAGGAUGCACCUCGUUACAUUCCAGGCUUUGUGACUACUACCAGCUGGCUUGGUGUGCUCUGUAUCUGCACGGCGGUAUUUGCAUGCUUGUUCAGGAAACACCCUGUUCAGAGGACUGAUCAUGCCACGGCCAUGGCUGGCGAACUGAGAGCCCGCAGGGAAGCACAGGAGGUAAACACGAAGGUCUAG
Messenger RNA from Talaromyces proteolyticus, 1506 nucleotides. RefSeq names its product nicotinamide mononucleotide permease. Bases 1 to 1506 code for a protein of 501 amino acids. Gene Ontology annotation, biological process: transmembrane transport. Gene Ontology annotation, cellular component: membrane. The record is from RefSeq and is a predicted model, not a curated record. The transcript is spliced from 5 exons. NCBI's taxonomy places the organism in Eukaryota, Fungi, Ascomycota, Eurotiomycetes, Eurotiales, Trichocomaceae. Gene Ontology annotation, molecular function: transmembrane transporter activity.